GCAGUCCAGGGAGAUGCGACGUUGACGUUACGUUAGAAGAUGUACCUGGGAGAAAUGUAUAAAAGAUUUUGCUCCACUCGUUUCGGCAUCAGUCGCUCAUCAGCUACGAAACCAAAUCAAUUAACCAUGAAAUUGAUCAUUGUCGCCCUUGCCUUCGUGGCCGUCGCCGCCGCCGCCGUUGUUCCGGUAGAAAAGGAACCGACAAAGAUCCUUCGCUCUGAAUUCAACGCUGAUCCCAACGGUGGAUACAACUUCAACUACGAAUCCGAAGAUGGUUCCUCUCGUUCCGAGACCGGUGAAGUGAAGGAGGCUCUUGACGAGGAAAACAAACCACACCAAGUCAUCGUGGUCCGCGGAUCCUUCGCCUACAUCACCCAAGACGGCAAAACAGAGACCGUCAACUACUACGCUGACGAGUCCGGAUUCCACGCUGAAGGAGACUCCAUCCCCAAACCAGUAUCGAGGAAAUGAGCUGACUGAUAAAUCCGCGGUAUAAUGCUGCCUACUGCCAUAUUUUGUACAUUUUUACUGUUGAUUUACUCAUAGGAAUUAUACGUUGAAUUGUCUAAA
Messenger RNA from Pieris rapae (cabbage white), 570 nucleotides. RefSeq names its product larval cuticle protein 1 (gene CPR46). The transcript is spliced from 3 exons. Gene Ontology annotation, cellular component: chitin-based extracellular matrix. Bases 40 to 471 code for a protein of 143 amino acids. The record is from RefSeq and is a predicted model, not a curated record. Gene Ontology annotation, molecular function: structural constituent of chitin-based larval cuticle. NCBI's taxonomy places the organism in Eukaryota, Metazoa, Arthropoda, Insecta, Lepidoptera, Pieridae.